AUGACGGCCGGAAUAGUGAAUUUCAGUGCAACUUUGGCAUUUCACGAGUCCUUGAAGUUUUUGAGAGUAAAUCCUAUUCGUGUAUCUCAGUAUCGUGCUCAAAUGAGGAGCUGGAAUGUUGAUGAGGAGCUAAAGCAAGCACAUAAGCUUAUUAAGUGUCUCGUUGAAGAGAUUGAUUACAAAAAUCAUAAGUUGUCCAUUAUGCAGCUUAAUUACGAGGAAACAAUUGCAGAUAUACGCAAAGUUGUUAUUAGACUUACACAGAUGAUUGAUUCCAAAGACAGAAAUUUGUUGGAAUUGGAAGAGAGGUAUCGGGAGAGUUCUGCAGCUGUGAGCUGGUUGAUGAAUGAGAAAGCCAUGCAAGUUGAAGUAUAUACAAAAGAAACCAGAAUAUUAAAGUCCCCUGAUGCUAUGCUAAGGAAUGACAUCGAAUGUCAAAAGAAAAAUUUCAAGCCGCUAGCCAAAGAAUUGGAGGAGUGCAAGGCACGGGAUGAUAUGGAGGCAACUACUUUAGUGGAUGAAAUAGAAAGGAACAACAUGGAAUGUCAAGAAAAUGUGUUCGAACAGCUAAACAAAGAGCUGCAGGAGUGCAAGGACCAGAAUGAUAUGGAGAGAACGUUGGUGGAUGAGAUAAAGAAGAACAGCAUUGAAUGUCAAAAGAAAAAGCUCGAGCAACAAACCAAAGAACUGGAUGAUCACAAGGCCCAGAAUGAUAUGGAGAGAGGAACUUCAUUGGAUGAGAUAGAUAGGAAUAACAUGGAAUGUCAAAAGAGAGAGAUUGAGCAUCUAACCAAAGAACUGGAUCAGUGUCAGUAUAAAAUGGAAAGUCAAAAGAGAGAGCUUGAGCAGCUAACCAAAGAACUGGAAGAAUGCAAGGUCCAGAAUGACCGGGAAAGGAAAAUUUUAUUGCAUGAUAUAGAAAAGUUGAAAGGAACCCUGCAGAGUCAAAAUUCAAUAGAAAGUUCAAGUUAUUCAAAUGCUGAGAUUGAUGCUCUGAGAAAUGAUUUAAAGGAAAAGGAAGAUGCAUUGCAAUACAUGGAAAGCCUUAAUCACACUUUGAUAGCUAAGAAGUCUAUGAGUAACAAAGAACUGCAUGACGCUCGCAAAGAAUCCAUCAGUGUUUUGCAAGAUAUGUUGAACUGCAGAACAACGCUUGGAAUCAAACGAAUGGGGGAAGUUGAUCGCAAAGCGUUUGAAGAGACAUGCUUGCUUAAAUUCCCUAAUGAAGACGUGGAAGACGUAUCUGCUAAACUAUGUUCAUUAUGGGAAGAAAGUGUGAAAGAUCCACACUGGCAUCCUUUUAAGAAAGCAGUUGUCAAAGGCCAACUGCAAGAAAUAUUAGAUGAUAAUGAUGAAAAGUUGAAAGGGCUGAGAAAUGAAUAUGGCGAGGUUGUACAUGAAGCUGUAACGAAUGCAUUACUGGAAUUGAACGAGUACAAUCCAAGUGGGAGGUAUCCAGUUAAACCAGCUGUGGAUACGGUGGCUGCGUCAGCUGCUCGUUUGUUGGAGGUAAUUCCAUUUGCAGUAACGUCUGCUGUGGAUAAUAUCUAA
Dovyalis caffra is the source of this 1551-nucleotide messenger RNA. NCBI's taxonomy places the organism in Eukaryota, Viridiplantae, Streptophyta, Magnoliopsida, Malpighiales, Salicaceae. The record is from the annotation of a GenBank genome assembly.